CGGGACGAGCCGUGCCGAGCGGCGGGCAGCGUGCAGAGUGGCGUCUCUACCGGCGGUAGGGUCACGCUGCGGGCGGAGCAGGAAUAACAUGCUUGGAAUUACUUGCUAGUGUUGGUUACCUGCACCCUAGCACAAGAGCUCCAGCUUGAUUCUUUUCAGUGCUUCUGUCAGAACAUGGGGGAAAACGAUGAUGAAAAAUACAAUCAAGCUGGCCAGAUAUUUGAAAACUUUGUCCAAGCAACAACAUGCAAAGGUACCAUUCAGGCCUUUAAUAUUCUCACACGCCAACUUGAAUUAGAUCCUUUGGACUGUAAGAACUUUUACAGCAAACUGAAGUCAAGAGUAACCACGUGGAAGGCCAAAGCUUUGUGGAACAAGCUUGAUAAAAGAGCAAGUCACAAAGAGUACAAACGUGGAAAAUCUUGUAUGAACACUAAGUGUUUAAUUAUUGGAGGUGGCCCAUGUGGCUUGCGGACUGCCAUAGAACUUGCCUUCCUGGGAGCCAAAGUUGUCGUCGUGGAGAAGCGGGACACUUUUUCAAGAAACAAUGUGUUGCAUCUCUGGCCGUUUACAAUCCAUGACCUCCGGGGACUAGGAGCAAAGAAAUUUUAUGGGAAAUUCUGUGCAGGAUCCAUUGAUCACAUCAGUAUUCGACAACUUCAACUUAUCCUCUUCAAAGUUGCACUUAUGCUAGGAGUUGAAAUCCACGUGAAUCUAGAAUUUGUGAAAGUCCUGGAACCCCCUGAAGAUCAGGAAAAUCAAAAGAUAGGUUGGAGGGCUGAGUUUCUCCCGGUGGAUCACCCUUUGUCAGAGUAUGAAUUUGAUGUUAUUGUUGGUGCAGAUGGCCGCAGAAACACAUUAGAAGGUUUUAGGAGAAAGGAGUUCCGUGGAAAGCUAGCUAUAGCUAUCACUGCCAAUUUUAUAAACAGAAAUACAACUGCAGAAGCCAAAGUAGAAGAAAUUAGUGGUGUUGCUUUCAUCUUCAAUCAGAAGUUCUUCCAAGACCUUAAAGAGGAAACAGGAAUUGACCUGGAGAAUAUUGUUUACUACAAAGAUAGCACACAUUAUUUUGUGAUGACGGCAAAAAAACAGAGUCUUCUGGACAAAGGAGUGAUUAUAAAUGACUACAUCGAUACUGAGUCACUCCUCUGUGGCGAGAAUGUGAACCAGAGCAAUUUGCUGUCCUACGCUCGAGAAGCUGCUGACUUUGCAACCAACUAUCAGCUGCCUUCCUUGGAUUUUGCAAUUAAUCACUAUGGGCAACCAGAUGUAGCAAUGUUUGAUUUUACAUCUAUGUAUGCAUCUGAGAAUGCUGCACUGGUGAGAGAAAGGCACAGGCAUCAGCUCCUGGUUGCACUUGUUGGAGACAGUUUACUUGAGCCUUUCUGGCCAAUGGGUACUGGCUGUGCAAGAGGCUUCUUAGCUGCUUUUGAUACCGCUUGGAUGGUGCGGAGCUGGGCUCAAGGAAAACCCCCACUAGAAAUCCUUGCUGAACGGGAGAGUAUUUAUCGACUCUUGCCUCAGACUACCCCUGAAAAUAUUAACAAGAACUUUGACCAGUAUACCAUUGAUCCAGGAACGAGGUACCCAAACUUGAACUCAAGCUGUGUUCGACCUCACCAGGUGAAACAAUUAUACGUCACCAAUGAGUUACAGCAAUGUUCUCUUGAAAGAGCAAGCUCCAUUAGAAGAUCAGUGAAUCUCUCAAGACAUGAGUCGGACAUUCGACCUAACAAACUCUUGACCUGGUGUCAGAAACAGACAGAAGGGUACCGUAAUGUUAACAUCACAGACCUGACUACCUCUUGGAAAAGUGGCCUUGCAUUGUGUGCAAUUAUCCAUCGCUUCAGGCCUGACCUCAUAGACUUUGAUGCACUGAACGAAGAGGACAUUGUCAAAAACAACCAACUGGCAUUUGAUGUCGCUGAGCGGGAAUUUGGAAUCCCCCCUUUGACCACAGGGAAGGAGGUGGGGUCAGCUGAGGAGCCUGACAAGCUCAGCAUGGUCAUGUACCUCUCCAAAUUUUAUGAGCUGUUCAGGGGCACACCUCUGAGGACAGUAGAUGCUGGGGAUAAGCAAAAUGGAGAAAGUAAUGAACUUUGCUCAGCAAAAUCAUCAAACUUCAUCUUUAAUAAUUACAUCAACUUAACUUUACCAAGGAAGCGAGUGCCAAAGGUUGAAGGGAAAACAGAAGAAAACGAGACUAACAAAAGACGUCGCAAAGGUCUUUUUGGUGUCUUUGAGGAGGCCUCAGGAUUUUCAAGCCAGGAGACAAGUGUUGGGAAAGAACAGAAUGAUGGCAGAGAAGGAAUAAAUCAGAAUAAAGUUAAAUCAAUGGCAACUCAAUUGUUGGCAAAGUUUGAAGAGAAUACUCCAAAUACAAUUUUUCGGAGGCAGGGAUCUCUGCGAAAAGAGUUUCCUCAGUCUAUUGGGGGGAGUGACAUUUGUUAUUUCUGCAAAAAACGGGUAUAUGUUAUGGAGCGGCUGAGUGCAGAAGGCCACUUCUUUCACAGAGAGUGCUUCAAGUGUGAAAUAUGUUCUACAACUCUCCGAUUAGGAAUUUAUGCCUUUGAUGUUGAAGAAGGUAAAUUUUACUGUAAACCUCAUUUUAGACACUGCAAAAUCAGUAAUAAACACCGAAAGAGAAGAGCAACAUUACAGGUCCAGUGCAAGGAGGCAACAGAAGCCUGGAAGAAAGAAGAACUCAGAGCUACAGAGAGCACCACAGACAGCACUUUAACAACUGCUAGCAGUCCAGAGGACAGGUCCCCAGGCUUCUGCCAGCCCAAGGCCGAUGAGCCUACCUCCCCAAAGAAGGCAAAGAGCGUCCUGGAGCACCUCAAUGUGGAAAGCUGGUUCUCAUCCACUGACCCUGAGUGGGCCACUGUAAGGGUCAUCCCUGAGGAGGAAAUGACGGAGCACAACCUCCUUGCUGUUCGAGUCAUGGUCACCAGUGAUGCAAGCAGCUCUGAGGGGGAAUCUGAUUUUAAUGGCAACUCCUCCAGCUCUGAGGUGAGUGAAGGACAGACCUCGUUGCUGGAGCCCCCUGCCUGCCCAAGCCCCCCGCGCCGCUGGACAUUGCUUGCCAGGAGCUCCAUGGCACCAGAGGAAAGCCACAGGGCAUCCAAAGUCAUUGAUGUGCUACAGAGAGCCAACAGCUUCCACUCCACUGCCUUAAAUAAGUAUCAGAGUUGGAGGAGAAAAAUCCAAACGAAUUUCCCUCUACUGUCUAACAAGAAGCCUGGACUACGCUGGAAGGACAGCUCAGCCAGCUGUCAAAGCAGUCUUGGAGAGGAUCACCCCCAAGCACAGUUGGCUUCUUACAAGAAACCACCAGAAGUUACGAGGGGACAUGUCAAACCCUACAGCCCUGAAUUUCAAAGAAAAGCCAGAGAGAGGCCUCAAGAUGUCCAUCCCCAUGUGCCUCGUUGUCCAUUUCAGAGCAAGGUCAAAGGUUCUCCACAGAUCUCUACUGGGAAUGGGGCAUGGGCUGCUGGUUUUUCUGAGUGUGAAGAUACAGAUGGGGACGCUGGGACAUAUACAGGCCAGGGCUGGAAUGAAGUAAAAAAGAGUUGUACCUCUGAAUCAGAAGAUUUUAAUGGGAAUACGAAAGUGAUGUCAUCUCUGCAUCUGAAAGAAAAAGAUGAGAAAAAUACAAGGCACCUAGAAGAAAAGCUUGAGCAAGAGCAAAAGGAAGCAAAAAAAAGGCUGGUUCUUUGCACAGAACAACAAGCUAUGUAUGAUUCAAAUGGGGUGUACUUAGGUGGAACCACACUGCAGUGUCAAAGCAAAAAAAUGUUGGGGAUUUCAAAGGAGAAGAAUACUGAAUGGAGAAGAGGUGUUUUCAAGCCAUCUGGUUGUCCUGUGCCUCUCUUAUUUGUAGAUGAUGUGCCACCAGCUUUGCCAGUUGACAUGAAAGAUGCUCUGAGGAGUCCAGACAAAACUGCCAAGGAGCAUUCAGCUGGCCAGCCAAAAUCACCACUGAGGCUCAUUGCCAAUGCGAUCAGGAGGUCCAUUUUGGAACCUCUAACUUCAUCUCCAGAAGGACUAAAGCAGGAUUCGGACAGCAAAACCAAAGCCUCUUCAGAACAAGCUUCUUUCAGCUUCCCUAGUAUUCUUGGCCAUAAGAACACUAACAACAACAGAGCAAGUAACAGUCAGCUACAGGAGCUUCAAGUAAGGAAGCAGGCAGGAGAACAUUUAGGAUGUGGGAGCCUUCUCUCAAGUGCUUCUAAGUUUUCUGCCAGCUCUGAAGAGAGAUCUCCAAGUGACACUAAGGACGUGUCCUUCCCAGUCUACAGUCCUCACAGCAGGCCUUCCAAGACCCCUAAUAUACCUCAGAAACCAACUUGCACUAGGAUGGAGGAUGUCCCAGGACUCCUAGAAAAGUUUACUUUUAAUGAAACUCCUUCAGUGGCUCCCAAGGAUGAUGUAUUAAUCUGUAAUGAAAAGUACCCUCUUGCUUCAUCUCAGGAACCCUGGAACACCCCUAAGGACAGCCUACAUGACUCUGCACAGAAGGGUAGUCUUUCACUCUUUGAGAGACUAAGAAGUAAGAUUUGUGAAAGAGAAGGGAAUUUCUCCGUGUCAUCUCUGCCUUUCAUGAAUGACCAUUCUGCAGAAGACAGGCUACAUUAUCCUUCCACAGGAUGUGAACUUCCACCUGUCAGGAAGCAGACUGUGGAGUAUUUUACUUCUUCCUCUGAUGAAGAUGAAUUUGAAUUCAACCGUUCAUUAACAUAUAAGGCUAAAAGAUCUCUUAGAAGGAGAAGAAAACUGGAGAAGGAGACAAAACAAUUGAUUAAACAAGAGGAGCUGAAGAGACUUCAUAAAGCACAGGCAAUCCAGCGCCAACUAGAAGAACUGGAGGAAAGACAGAGAGCACUGGAGGUUUUUGGUGUUCAGUUGGAGAGAGAACUCAGAGGAGAAUCCGUUUCAGGCACACAGGAUGAAACUCAGUUGCUUCAUGAAUGGUUUGAACUGGUCCUGGAGAAGAAUAAAUUAAUGCGUUACGAGUCUGAGCUCUUGAUUGUAGCCCAAGAAUUAGAAUUGGAGGACCAUCAAAGCAGAUUGGAACAAAAACUGAGAGAGAAGAUGGCCAUUGAUGAUAGCCUUAAAAAUGAGAUGGAUCUAAAUGAGGAAGAUGAAAUUUUUAUUGAGAUGAUGAAAGUGGUUGAAGAAAGGGACAAACUCGUGUCUGCCUUAGAGGAGCAGAGAGUGAAAGAACAAGCAGAAGACCAGUGCUUUGAAAGCAUUCUAUUAUCAAGGGGCUGUCAGCUGAGUGGUAUUUGAACUGCCAUGUGCAAACAAAUGUAAUUCCAGCAGUAUUUGUAAUCAUGGAGGUACUGUCUUCUGAAAUUUAAGGUAAUUCAAAUUUGAAGUCAGUUUAUUUGAAUAAGGUCAUCCCAUUAUCAGGAGCUUUUAAACAACUUCUGUGCUCACACUGAUGUGAAUCACUUCACUGUCAGCAUCAAGAAUCACAAGAAUAAAGAUGGAAUGGAUUUACCUGAGAGACGCAGCAGCCUGUGAAAGGGAAAUUGGCACUCCAGUGUUUCCUUGGAAUGUUAUUUUACUGCUGAAAAUAGAGUUAUUAAGAAAAAGGAUGAUAUCAUAUAGUAUUUUUGAGAUGGCAUUAUUUUCUGUCCGCUCGUCUGACUCUUUAUGUGGUUUUGCUUAUAUUUUGGCACAGCGAAGCCAUGAUGAACUAUUUAAAGGUCAAAAGCAAGCAUCUCUUAUAGAAAUAAGGUUAGUUCUUUUUUUUUCUGGUAGAAAAGUCUUUUGACUGAUAACUAUGCAUAAGCACUCAUUAAAACCAUUGUAAAUACAAGGUCAGAUAUGAAUUUCCUAGGUAUUCUUAUGUUUUAGAGCACCGUGUGUUUUUGAACAAGCUGUUAAAUAUCUCCACGUUUUGUAAAAUGGUAAGGGGUCAUCAAAUGGGCAACUCCCCUAAGACUGUUAGGUACUCAGAAUAGCUUUUGUCUGUCACUGAUUAAGGUCUUCUCUAAAGCAUGCUGAAUGAUAAUUUUAAAAUACUUCUCCACCCCUGCUUCAAAGGAUUUAUCACAAGAAAUAUCAUGAGGGUGUAGCAGCUGACAGAUCUCCCUUAGAGUAAUUCCUCAGAGGGCUGCAAAAAUUAUUGAGUUUUGCAAUAGCAAUGUUUGAUAGAUAAUGUUGUGAUUGCAUUUAAAUUACAUUUAUAUUGCUGCUCAAAAAAUGUAUAUGUAGAUCUUUUGCUUAAAGGAAGUGCCUGCUAUCUUUUUUUUUUUUCUUUCUGUAGUCAUGGCAUAGCAGAUGUGCAGAAAUUCUUGUUGAUAUUCAGGAUAGCUUCACGUACUUUCUUAAGUCUGCAAUUUUGCAAUAUAAGAUUGGUAAGAUUUCAGACUUGUACAUAUGAUGCACUUAUUUUCAAACUGAAAAACCAAGGAGACCAAAAGGCUGUUUCUUCUUGAACAUCAUUUUACCUCACACUUUGACUGGGAAGAUUUUGAUGUUCUCAGUAUUUCAUGACUGGUGCUUACUUGCAAGAGUUGUCUUCUUACAGCCAAAGCUACAAGCAUUCUUGUUAUGAGACAAUUAAGCUAAAUAACCUCUUGGUAACUAGCUGUAGGGUAACAGAUACAGUGGAUCUUAGUACGAUAAUUUAUGAGUUAUCUUCAGUUUUUGCUGUAUUGUAAGAAAUCUAAAAUAUCCUUUUUAAAAUUUAAAAAAAAAAAAAUUUCACUGUUGACCACAAAUACAUAGAAUACCUCUUUGCUGCAAGAACUACACUACUGUUAUGCAAUAUUUAUUUAUUUAUACUUAUUUAUUAGUCUCUGUAAGGAGGAUAAGAGUGUCAUGUUAUAUUUUACAGUUCAGACGUUGUCUCCAAUUUUCAUAAAUAAGUUUAUUUCUAACAGUUAUUUAUGCCUACAGGUCUGCAGGGUAAACUAGGUAGCUUUAUCAAUUUGGUAAUUAUUAGUAAUAAGGUAUAAAUUAAGAUUAAAAUAUAUAUAUAUCUCUCUCUGUGGGAUACCCUUACAAUAUAACACGUAGAGCUUUAACAGGAUAAUUUGUUUUUCACUUUGGUGGAAAGACAUAGCAGGAUCCCUGAAUUUAUUCCAAAAAUACCAUCGGCCAUUUUUUUCUGUCAUUCAUAUGCUGAGCACACCUUGAUCUUCAAGUUACAUUUUCAUUGAGAUGGACUGCAGUGAUUUAUUUUAAAACUCUUAUUACUUUAGAUUGACACAAAGUAGAAACAAGCAGAGCAGUAACAAAUAUGUUCAUUUUCUCUGUUGAAAACUCCUGGCAUUCCCAGUUUUGUGGAGAAAAUGUAUGGAUUUUAUCACUGUUCCCCAAAGCCUCAUGUAGUCCAGUAGAGUGAUACUGUCUAGAUCAUCUGUCAUUGUUUGCUGUAGAAAACAGAGUUGUAAUAUUUUCAGUGGAUUAUUAUUUUUUUUACAAGUUUUACAGCAAACUUAUUGUCUUAAUGCUUUGCACAGUAAAGGCAGUUCCGCACAGACGCCCUUGGUUACAUCAAUCAGUGAUUAUUUAUUCAUCUAAUUUGUACUAAAAGCCUGUUCAUCCUCCUCUGUACAAGGAAUAGGAGGAGGAAGGGCAGCCCCAGAAGAAUGUGAAGCAGGUCUUCUGCCAAAGUCCGACCUGCUCACCCAGGGCAGGAGCCUGGGCUCAGGUCACUCUGUGGUGCAGACAGGCCCCGAGACUUCACCUUACAGCAGAUACUUGUUUGGUCAUUGAGAGCCAAGAGAUUAGAGGCAGCAGAAGUUGAGAGCCAUCAGCAUGUAAUGGACUGUACAGAUAUUCAUUGCUGAAAUGAUACUUUUGUGCGUGCCAUGAAGUGAUAACACACUCCAUCCACAACCAGUGGUCCCACAUGUCUACUCUUGGGUGGAAAAACCUGGCAGGCUACUGCUACCCUUACUGAUACUAGAGUGCCUCUCAAGAUUAGAUCCAAAAACAAACUAGGCAGGCAAAGCAGGAAAAGAAUAAAUUCUUGAGCAAUUUAAAGCAGUCUUUGUAUUGUGUGAAUAGAGGAGGCAGAAGAAAUAAGCUAUGUGCUCUGUUUGCAAGUCAGUUUAAUAUGGCUGGCAUGUAUUACAAACCUGUUUAAGCAUGUUUUGUUAUGAGUGUUCUUACUGCUUGGUCUUUUCUGUAAAUUGACUCAUUAACUGGAUUUGUUGGGGUAUUUUUUUUCUUUUUUUUUGGUUUUUUUUUCAGUCCUUGGCACUAUUGUUGUUGGGUAUAAUGUGAUGUGCUGGAAUGUAUUGCCAUGUCUAAGUGGACUGGAUGUGAGCAAUUUUGUAUUUGAAUAA
This is a messenger RNA of Centrocercus urophasianus (Greater sage-grouse), 8309 nucleotides long. It is a transcript of the gene MICAL2, whose product is annotated as microtubule associated monooxygenase, calponin and LIM domain containing 2. The transcript has 30 exons. Lineage: Eukaryota; Metazoa; Chordata; Aves; Galliformes; Phasianidae. The coding region runs from base 175 to 5292 and encodes 1705 amino acids. Gene Ontology annotation, molecular function: FAD binding; protein binding. The record is from RefSeq and is a predicted model, not a curated record.